Messenger RNA from Prorocentrum cordatum, 377 nucleotides. Lineage: Eukaryota; Dinophyceae; Prorocentrales; Prorocentraceae. The record is from the annotation of a GenBank genome assembly.
GCAGCGCGGGAACCCGCCGGGGGGCGCCGCCGCGGGCGAGAUCCGGAGGAACAUCACGGGGGUGAUCCGGAUCUACAACGCAGACAAAGGCUGGGGCUUCAUAGACGCGGACGACGAGGGCCAGGGCAAGGACAUCUUCCUCCACGCCAAGCACAUCCACGGUGGGCCACCCCAGUUCUGGAUCGGCCACAAGUCCAACACCAAGGACGCCUCCAAGGUCCCGAAGGCGGUGGCCCAGGACGUCGUGCGCGUCACCUUCGACCUCACGUACACGAAGGAUUACGACGGGAAGCCGCAGGCGACCAAGGUGCGCCUCAUGGGCGACGUGAAUGUUGGCAGCGGUGCUCGCGGCCAAGCAGGCAAGGGUUCGGGCAAAG